AUGACACAAGUUAUUAACUUUUUAAAUAAUAUAUUAAGGCUUAAAAAUAAUAAUACCUACACAAAUCCAUUUGUUCGAACGAAUUCUAUUUUUAUAAAAAUGAACAGCAUGAUCAAUUCUGAGGUAACUAUCCCCGAAGAAGAAUUACAGAAGUCGGAAAGUUUAUUUAAAGAAUUAACGAAAUUAAAAAUAAGUUACAAGGAAGUGAGGCAUGGAAAGGUCAAUUGCAUUAAGGACCUACUAGAAAUGAACUUUGAAAAUUCUCAUAAUAUAAUAAAAAAUUUAUUUUUAAAAGAUAAAAAGAAAAAUUAUUUUUUUAUAUGUACCGUAAAUUGGAAAACCGUGGAUUUAAAGAAUUUAUGCAACACAUUUAAAACAUCAAAUUUAAGGUUUGUUGAUGAAGAGAAUUUAAAAAAUAUUUUAAAUAUUCAUCCAGGAUGUUUAACGCCAUUUGCAGUUAAAAAUGAUAAAGAUAAUAUUGUAAAGUUAUAUUUUGAUGCAGAAUUAAAAGAAAUGGAUGAAAUGGUUGUCCAUCCCUUGCAUAAUUAUAGUAGCUUAUAUAUAAAAAAAGCAGACAUGCUUAAAUUUUGUGAGUUGUAUAACCAUUCCCCAGAAUAUAUACAAAUUGAGGAGGAUAAAGACAAAGGGAAAAAAGAAGAUACUAAGGCGGAAGAGGAAAAAACAGGAAAACAAAACAAAAAUUCUAACAGUAAUAGAAAUGAUAAAAGAAAUGAUAAUAGCAGCAAUAGUAAAAGCAGCAGUAACAACAAUAACAGUGCUAAUAAUAAAAAUAUCUAUCAUUCAAAUGGAAAAACAGGCGUAUAUAACGAGGAUAAAUCCAAAGAUUCAAAUAUAUUAGGAAUUACUUCAAAAAAAUUGGACAAUUUUUCAGACUGGUAUACGCAAGUAAUAGUUAAAAGUGAGCUAAUAGAGUAUUACGAUAUUUCAGGUUGCUAUAUUUUACGACCUGCUUCCUAUUAUAUAUGGGAAUGUGUACAAACCUUUUUUAAUAAAGAAAUAAAAAAAUUAAAUGUAGAAAAUUCUUAUUUUCCCUUAUUUGUUACAAAAAGUAAGUUGGAAAGGGAGAAAAAUCAUAUUGAGGGUUUCAGUCCCGAAGUUGCAUGGGUAACGAAAUAUGGUAGUUCUACUCUUCCUGAAGAAAUAGCUAUUAGACCAACUAGCGAAACGAUCAUGUAUUCAGUUUUUUCGAAAUGGAUUAGAUCUUAUAGAGAUUUGCCACUGAAAUUAAAUCAGUGGAAUACAGUCGUUCGAUGGGAAUUUAAGCAGCCAACACCUUUUAUCAGAACAAGAGAAUUUUUAUGGCAAGAAGGACAUACAGCUCAUAAAAAUGAAGAAGAAGCAGUUAAGUUAGUGUUUGAUAUAUUAGAAUUAUAUAGAAGAUGGUACGAAGAAUGUUUAGCUGUACCAAUAAUAAAAGGAAUAAAAAGUGAAGGUGAAAAAUUUGGAGGUGCAAAUUUUACAUCAACUGCUGAGGCUUUUAUUAGUGAAAAUGGUAGAGCUAUACAAGCCGCUACUUCUCAUUAUCUUGGUACCAAUUUCGCAAAAAUGUUUAAAAUAGAAUUUGAAGAUGAAAAUGAAGAAAAACAGUAUGUUCAUCAGACCUCAUGGGGUUGUACUACAAGAUCUAUAGGGGUUAUGAUAAUGACUCAUGGAGAUGAUAAAGGUCUAGUUUUACCUCCAAAUAUUGCUAAAUAUAAAGCGGUAAUUGUACCAAUAUUAUAUAAAAAUACAGAUGAAAAUGCUAUAUUUAGUUAUUGUAAAGAUAUUGAAAAAGUUUUAAAAAAUGCUCAAAUUAAUUGUAUAUUUGAUGAUAGAGAUUUAUAUUCUCCAGGAUAUAAAUUUAAUCAUUGGGAAUUAAGAGGUAUACCUAUAAGGAUUGAAGUAGGUCCAAAAGAUAUUCAAAACAAUUCAUGUGUUUUUGUACGAAGAGAUAAUAAUGAAAAGUUUAAUGUUAAAAAAGAAUCUGUUCUGUUGGAAACACAACAAAUGUUGGUGGAUAUUCACAAAAACUUAUUUUUAAAAGCAAAAAAGAAAUUAGAUGAUUCCAUUGUUAGAGUUACAAGCUUCAGUGAAGUUAUGGAUGCUUUAAAUAAAAGGAAAAUGGUUUUAGCUCCAUGGUGUGAAGAUAUUGCCACAGAAGAUGAAAUAAAAAAAGAAACCCAGAGGUUAUCAGUGAACCAAAUUAACGCUGAAACUUCUCUAUCGGGAGCUAUGAAACCAUUGUGCAUUCCACUAGAUCAACCUCCAAUGCCAGAAGAUACAAAAUGCUUUUGGUCCGGAAAACCGGCCAAACGAUGGUGCUUGUUUGGUAGAAGUUAUUAA
This is a messenger RNA of Plasmodium malariae, 2343 nucleotides long. Its product is annotated as proline--tRNA ligase, putative. The coding region runs from base 1 to 2343 and encodes 780 amino acids. Gene Ontology annotation, cellular component: aminoacyl-tRNA synthetase multienzyme complex; cytoplasm. NCBI's taxonomy places the organism in Eukaryota, Apicomplexa, Aconoidasida, Haemosporida, Plasmodiidae. Gene Ontology annotation, biological process: prolyl-tRNA aminoacylation. The record is from RefSeq and is a predicted model, not a curated record. Gene Ontology annotation, molecular function: proline-tRNA ligase activity; ATP binding; aminoacyl-tRNA deacylase activity. The transcript has a single exon.